Saprolegnia diclina VS20 is the source of this 2214-nucleotide messenger RNA. RefSeq lists its product as hypothetical. The record is from RefSeq and is a predicted model, not a curated record. NCBI's taxonomy places the organism in Eukaryota, Oomycota, Saprolegniomycetes, Saprolegniales, Saprolegniaceae. Gene Ontology annotation, cellular component: trans-Golgi network membrane. Bases 1 to 2214 code for a protein of 737 amino acids. The transcript has 2 exons.
AUGUACCCCCGCGCCCCGACGGCGUACGCGACGCAGGCCGACAAGUGGAAGCGCAACGGCAAGGAGUCCUCAUGGCGGUCGUCCGCGUCGCCCGCGCCGGCGUCGCCCGCGGUCUCGGAGCUCGUCCUCGUCUCGGAGCUUUGCUCGGCGGCCGGCCAAAGCUCAUUCCCGCCCAAGGAGGUCCUCAACACUUUUGUCCGCGUCUUGCCGUCGCUCGACCGCCAAUACACGUGCGAGCUCCUCGAGCAGAAGCUUGGCGACUCGCUCUGGCAGGUCAUCGCCCGGGCGCUUCUCGUGCUCGACGCGGCGUUUGGCACUGCGCACGCCGACGACUUCCUCGUCUUCUUUGCGUGCAAGCUCCAACUCAUCGCAGGCCUCACGCAGCACCCCAAGCAAACGGUCAAGUCGCGCGCAGAGAAGGUGUUGACGACGCUCAACAACUUUGAGCCCCCGCCAGCACCUGCCCCCGUCGCGCAAUACCAAGCACCGUCCCCGGUCCGCAGCCAUUAUGGGUAUCACGAAGAUCUACUGCGAUCUCCGACGGCCCAGCCCAAGGGCUUCUUUGGCGAAUCGCUCCUGAGUCCGCCGCGAUAUGCAGCCCCGACGCUAGCGACGCCGUCCCCGGCCCGGCCCCAGCGCCACACGCAGCCACCGUCGGCCUUUGCCUUCAUGUCAUCGCCCGAGCCGACGCAGGAGGACCCGCAUCACUACAGCCAGCAGCAGUAUCAUCCGCGACCGCAGCAAUACCAACAGCAGCAACAGACGCCACCCCCCGCGUCGGUCUUUAACUUUCUCAACGUUCCGGUGCAAGCGUCGCCGGCGCCCACCACCGCCCCGUCCGGUUUUUCGUUCAUGUCGUCACCCUUGGCGGCGCCCGUGGCCUCGCCAUCUCCGCCUGCGCCGAUCACGUCGUCGUCGUUUUCAUUCCUGACGCAGCCAACGCCGUCGCAACCGCCGUCGGACGGACAGGGGUUCUCGUUCAUGACGCUCAACACGCCGCCGCAGGCUCCUGUCGCGUCCUACGACGUCUUUUCGCAGCCGCCCGUGCUCGCGAUCGGCGCACCGCCGGCCAAAACAGUAUCGGCCGGUGACCACAUCCACGACGCCUUUGAAGGUCUCGGGAGCGAGCCUGACGAGAAUGCGCCCGAAGAAGAUCUUUUAUCUGGCUUUUUGGCGCCGAGAGACCGACGGGCAAGUGCCCCCGAGCCGGUCGACUUUGCCAAGCUCAAGCUCGCUGGCGCGGCGCGCGAAGUCGUCUUGGAGAUUGAUAUCCCUGCCGGUCCCAUGGGCAUCAUCCUCGACAAGAGCAUUCCAAGCAUGGGCGUCAUCGAGCGCUUUGUGCCGCUGCCGACGGGCGAGAAGGGCUACAUCGAGAUGCACCCGGCCAUCACGCCCGGGUGCGCGCUCGUCAGCGUCAACUUCACCAACGUCGAGCACGCGUCUCUGGACGACCUCGGCCCGAUCCUCGCGGCCGCCUCGGGGUUCAACCGGGUGCUCAAAUUCAAAAAGUUCAUUGUCGGCGGCCGCGUCAUGCACCCGCUGCACCUCAACGUCCCGUACAUCCCGCCGUCGGGAGCGGCCAGUGAGGACGGCACCGACGACGCGCAGCCGCCGGCGACAGAGGAAUCGCAGCGGCCAUCGAUCGGGUUUGCGUCGCCUGUGACGCGGCCGUCGGCGCCGCCGGUCGGCUUCAUGUCGCCCGCACCGACAGCGUCAAUCUCAUCAGCGUCCGGUUUCGAUUUUCUCUUGUCGUCGCCGGCACCGCCAUCGUCGCCGCCCAAGCCCGUCUCGGCGUUCAACUUCAUGUCGCAGCCGAGUCAAGUGCACUACGGGCAUGGGCUCGGUGCUGCGACGUCGUCGCUCUUCCCGAGCGUGAACUCGCCCGCCAAGCAAGCGCUUGUGGUCUCGCCGCGACACCGAGCGUCGCCGGCUCGCGCAGCCUCGGCGUUCGCGUUCAUGUCGCCGUCAUCGCCGCCGCAGGUCGACGCAAUGGCCGCGACCUUUGGCCAGCUCGAGAUCCGAGGAUCUCAGGCGCCGCCGUCGUCGGCCUUUGGCUUUAUGCAGCCGUCGCAUGCAACGCCGCCGCGCCCGCUUGUCCAGUCGCCGCCGCGAGCCAUGUCGGCGUUUGACUUUCUCGAGAGUUCGCCGCCGCGUCGAGGCAGCACCGACGACGAGGCGCCCCGCCCGACGUCGGCGUUUUCGUUCAUUGCGUGA